AUUGUGGGUGAUGAAGGACGCCUUUCUCAGGAAUGUACAGUAGUAUUUCCGCAAUUUUCACAACUAGUUUGGCGUCAUCUUGCUAUACAGUAAACGUCUACAAUUGUUUUUGUAAGCAUUGACCAGUUUAAUAAUGAUCAAAAUUAAAGCAACGGAGGUCAAUAAAAAUGAUGAAGUUGUCAGUAACAAAAAUCAGAAAGACGAACACGACUGGGCUGCGGCUAAGGCUUUCUAUGACAACCUGGGGUCUACAAAGAGACCCAGACCUCCCAAACCCCAAAAUGCUGUCACGAUCGCUGUAUCUUCACGGACACUGUUCAAUAUGGUCAAAGAAAGACAAUUCUACGAAGAUGAAGGUUUGGAAAAAUAUGUGGCGUACCAACUAGAGCACGAAAAUGAGCCCCUGAUGCCAGGAGCAGCUUUUCCGUUUGUAAAGGCAAUAAUGACAGUUAACGCCCGCUUACGGGAACUGUAUCCUGAUAGCGAGGAAUUGUUUGAUAUUGUUCUGAUGACUAACAACCACGCCCAGGUUGGAGUGCGGCUCAUUAACUGCAUCAACCAUUACGAUUUAACAAUUGAGAGAUUCUGUAUGACUGGUGGAAAAAGCCCCAUUGGUUACCUGAAGGCUUACCUUACCAACCUCUACCUCUCAAAUGAUUCUGAAAAAGUACAGGAGGCGAUAGAAGAAGGUAUUGCAGCUGCUGCCAUGUUCAAUGUUGAAAAAGAAAUCCAACUGCGUGAUGAUCAGCUGAGGAUUGCUUUUGAUGGGGAUGCUGUUCUCUUCUCUGAUGAAUCAGAACAAAUUGUGAAGGAACAUGGAUUAGACACAUUUUUUGAACACGAGAAAAAAUUUGAGAACAAACCUCUGGCACAGGGUCCCCUGAAAUGCUUUUUGGAGGCUCUGGGAAAACUCCAGCGUAAAUUCUACGCAAAAAAUGAGCGUAUGGACUGCCCAAUCAGGACCUACCUAGUGACUGCAAGAAGUGCUGCAAGUUCAGGGGCCAGAGCUCUGAAGACCCUGAGGAGUUGGGGCUUGGAGAUUGAUGAGGCACUUUUCCUGGCUGGGGCCCCCAAGGGGCCACUUCUGGAAAAGAUCCGCCCUCAUAUCUUCUUUGAUGAUCAAAUGUUCCACAUUGAGGGUGCUCAACAGCUGGGUACCAUUGCUGCACAUGUGCCUUAUGGAAUUGGUCAGAAGUACAACAAGGGCAAGCUUAAAGAGGAGAGUCCUAAGAAGAAGUAACAGACCAAGGGUGUAGGUUAAUGAUUCACAGAUUGGUAGAAGCUGCAAUUAUAUUCUCUACUGGUUUUAAAUGGGAAAACAGCUGUCUUUCUGUGGGAAUUUCCUAUUCCUAUGCGGGUGUUGCUUUUAAAUUUCAUUUUAUCCCCCUGACAUUUUGGUUAACAUACUAGUAAGUAACAUACUUACUUACUAGUCUGCUAUACAUGCAGCAAAGGAAAAGACAAACUGAUUUCAAUUAAUUUCAUUUUUUUUUUAAAGUUUUUUUUAUUGUCUAGAAUACAUUACAGUUUGUUAAUUUCUUGCUGCACUACUUAACUUUUCUUUGCAGCCCAAUUUAGUAAACUGAGUGAAGCUUACCUCAUAAUGCUUUAGUUGGAAGUGAAUUAUUAUCAGCAGGGUGAUACAGAUUUCAGUGCAUGGUGGUAUGUUGUACUGUUGGCCUUUUUAUACCAUGAAAAGAAAUGACUUCUGUUGGUGAAAAAGCAAAACAGAUAGUUUGCCUGCAAUUUCUUGUUAGCAAAUGCAAAUUGUACAUUUUAAGGAUGUAUGUAUGCAUCAUGUGUUAAUGUGCAGUUGACUUGCCCCUUUCAAUUUUUUUUAUAAUGUGAAAGAAAUAAUAAUAAUUUGCAUUUAAACAAAAUUAGGAUAUGAUAAAAGUUGUAAAAAUAUUCCAUAGUUUGUUUAAUUAUGUUUUUAACAAACUGGGAAUAAAUACUUUAAAGUUAAAAACUGGUGGUGGGGGUGGGGGGGUGCUUUUUGUUAUUGUGACUACAUCAAGGAUUGGGCCUUCUAUGUCCACAUGCUGUAGUUUUAGACCUUAAUGAAUUGUGUAAAGACGUUAUUUAAACAAAACACACCCUUACGUUUCUUAUAAAAUAUUUUGAAACAGUUUCUCAUCAGCUGAACCACAUCUAAAAAUCUGUUUUGUAUUCAACACUUUAUUUUUACAAGUUUUGUAUUGUGGUGUUUUGGUGAAGAAUGUAACAGAUGUUUAUGUGCAGUACUGUAUUCUGUAGUAUGUGUGCUGGAUAAAUACUGCUGUCAGUUUUAUUUUUUCCUUAUAUGCUUUUACUGCAAUAAACCUGGUUUGAAGUACAA
Molecule: messenger RNA, 2338 nt
Organism: Acipenser ruthenus (sterlet)
Lineage: Eukaryota; Metazoa; Chordata; Actinopteri; Acipenseriformes; Acipenseridae
Product: cytosolic 5'-nucleotidase 1A-like
Exons: 6
Coding region: 134-1240 (368 amino acids)
Biological process (GO): nucleotide metabolic process; adenosine metabolic process
Cellular component (GO): cytosol; cytoplasm
Molecular function (GO): 5'-nucleotidase activity; magnesium ion binding; nucleotide binding
Source: RefSeq, a predicted model, not a curated record